Molecule: messenger RNA, 1025 nt
Organism: Chanos chanos (milkfish)
Lineage: Eukaryota; Metazoa; Chordata; Actinopteri; Gonorynchiformes; Chanidae
Gene: arl9
Product: ADP-ribosylation factor-like 9
Exons: 4
Coding region: 82-831 (249 amino acids)
Molecular function (GO): GTPase activity; GTP binding
Source: RefSeq, a predicted model, not a curated record
UCACACGAAGGCCAUCUAAAUGUGUAUGUCCAUGUAGUUAAAAAGGUGUUUAAAAACCUUUGGAGACCCUCUUCUUCGAAAAUGCCCGGUUUGCGAGAAGCAGGGCUGGUGGGAGCUGCCGUAGUAACCGGAGGAGUUGCCUAUCUUGCCUGGAGUUUCGUGUUUGCAACUAAGAACAACGAACCAAAGAAAGUGGUGCAAGAUACGAAUAAAGAAAAGAAAGACGCAAAUAAAGACAAGCAAGAAGAGCCCAUUGAAGAAGAGAUAAGGACAGAAACCGCCCAAAAAGUCUCCACUGUAUCAGAGUCCAAACCUGCGGCUAACCAGAUUCUGGUAUUGGGACUGGAUGGUGCAGGGAAAACCAGUUUGCUGCACUGUUUUGCUACCGGGAGUGUGGAACAAGAUGUGACCCCGACACAGGGGUUCAAUGCUGUAUCCAUCAACAAAGAAGAUCUGCAGAUAGAGUUUUUGGAAAUUGGUGGCACAGAGAAUUUAAGGGAGUACUGGCAAAAAUACCUGUGUAAAGCUCUGAUGCUGGUGUUUGUGGUGGAUUCGUCAGACGCGGAGAAAUUCCCCCUGGCUAAAGCUCACUUACACCAGCUGCUCUCUGGUGACCCCCACCUGCCACUGGUUGUUCUGGCCAACAAACAGGAUCUGCCUGGAGCAUGCGGUAUCACAGACAUCCAUGAGGCCUUGAGUCUGGCCAGUGUGGGUGAAGAGCGUAAACUGUUCCUUAUCAGCACGCACGUGAAGAAGGGUGACACUAAACUCAGCUCCGGAGUCGAGGAUGCGCGAGAUUUGAUCCUCCAGAUGGUGUCUGACAGCAGAUAAAACGGAACUACUUACCUUGAAGAUGUUACAUUUAAAAUGCUUCAAAAGCUAAACUUCUGUUUGGGUACUUAUUUUUUGAGCGUGUCUAGUUUUUGAUGGUCUUGUGUGAGAUUAAUAAGUUACACAUCACGUAAAUGGUUUGUGUCAUAUGACUCUCUUUCAUUUCUAAUGAGCAGUCUUGUAAAUCCAGCUCU